This is a messenger RNA of Phyllotreta striolata, 1044 nucleotides long. The record is from the annotation of a GenBank genome assembly. NCBI's taxonomy places the organism in Eukaryota, Metazoa, Arthropoda, Insecta, Coleoptera, Chrysomelidae.
CCAGAAUUUGUCACAAAUAUGUCACAUAUAUUUUUCAACCGCCGCAAUGCAACCUCCGAUUAGCGCGAAAUGCAAAAACGUCCCCUACAGGGAGCUCUACAACCCCAAGCUCCCGCCCAACAUCUACGGCAACUUCGAAACCACCAAUCAGCGUGAUUACAAGAGAUACUGCGAUGCUGUCAGAACGCGCAUCACCUACGAGCAAAAGCGAUUCGAGGAUCCGCCCAAGGUGGUGUCCGUUCCCUACCAUCGCGAAGACCAAGAAACCUACGCCAAGUUCCGCCCGGGCGCCGAAGUGCCCAUAGAGUUGUUCUCCACGCCCAAGCCUAUCAUCCGCACCAAUCCCCACGUACCCUUCAAGGAAUUAGGCGAACCUCCUCGAGUGAAGACGGAGGAAGCGAUCAAGACGAGACCUCGCAGAUAUUUCGUGCCGGGCAUCCCGGUCGACGACAUCAAGGAGAAGGACAAGCGCGAUUUGAUCUGCCGCUACAUGUACACGACGCAAGGCAGGCGAGCCGAACGAGAAGCCACGGUGUAUUUCAAGCCCAUCAAACCGCGCAUCGAUAAGAUCGAAACCUCCGACGAGGUGACGCUGAAGAUCGACUGGACGCCGCCGCUGGGGGAGAAGUUCCGGAAGGUGUGCAGGGAGUGGGACCACGAGCAGGAGCGCGACGAUCCGGACGUGACGAGGGAGUUUUGGACGCACAAAGACCCGCCCGUGGUGUGCGGGGCCUGCGUCGAUCCGUACAAGAACAUCGUAGCCGAGGACACCAAGAGAACGCUGGCGAGUUUGGUGGAGAAGGAACGACUGGCCGGCGCCCACGAUAAGAAACCCGGUUGUACGUACACCGGGCAUAAGCCUAGGUUGCCGUUGGGCAUACGCCUGGAGAAGAAGCAGCUGUCUACGUUGCAUCCGUUGUUGUCGGUGCCCCAGGUGCAGGCCAACAGGACGCCGGAGGAGGUGAAGGAAUUGGCGUGUAUUUAUCAAACCGAAUUCGCGGAUAAAAUGCCCUGUGCUACUAAUUAAAUUCAAGUACAAUAUUU